CGGCCAUUUUAUGGAUGCUGCCAGACUGCAAGUUAUAACUGCGUGGGAGAGACCGUUUCACUUGGCAAAAACGAGGAGCUGUUAGAACGCAACAAAAGGAGCCGGAAACACAAUCCGCACUCCCUGGAUGACUUUAAGUCUGAGCUUGUGCAGAGGAUUUGUGGAGAGCUUCUCCAGUACACAUGUCUGCAGGUUCUGUGUUGGAGAAAGAUCCCAGUUCCAAGUGAGUGAGGUAACCAAACUUUCCACUGUGGAUUUGACUAUACUGAGGGAAGACAUCAAGACCGCACUGACAACAAAAUUCCCCGAUGCUACAAUGUCUCAAGCCCAACUUCGGAUCAUUCUUCAGGAGCAUGACAUACGCAAACUGGACUUGCCUAAUGGAAUUCCUGAGACUGUGGAAGAACUUGAGUCUGUUGUGAGAGAGACGUUCAAGCUUGAUGGGAACUUCACUUUGCAUUAUAAGGACACUGAUUUUGGAGAUGAAUUUUUCUCACUUUCCUCAACAAGUGACAUCAAGGACAAGGACACUAUUAAGGUGUUUCACAUUGUUGAACCUUCCACAUUCAGUAUGACCUUCACUAAUAUGGAGUAUCCUGUUCAAAAUGCACCAGAGGUCCCCAUCAGUGAUACAGAUGCAGCCUCAGUCAAUUCAACAGAGAGCUCCUGUCCUACCAGCACUUGCUCUAUUGCAUCACAGGACACAGUGAUUCUUUCAUCACCUGAACAUCAGCGUUCAGAACGCUGGCCAACUGAAUUCCCUAUACCUCGAUUUGCCUAUGAUGCAGAGCUUGUGCUUGUCGCAGGAAAUGAAGCUUUCAAGAAAGAUGGAACUCCUCUCAACUUUACCACAAUUCUUCCAGACAUCCUUGACAAACUGGCUGAGAGUAUGUUUCAGUAUGUCGCCUACCCAACAAAUGUACAAAGAGCUGAUGUUGCUGAGGCACUGAUUCGCAAACAUCCUUGCCUAAAAGAGCCUGGAUCAUUUAAUGGAUGCUAUGGAUGGCAACAAAGACUAAAAUACAAAAUGGGCAACUACAGAUCUAAAUUGAAAAAGCUUGGAUGUCCUGAGCUUGAGGUGAACACUCUCUCUCAAAGAAGCGAACAGAUGAGCAGGCACCGGCAAAGAACGUAA
Neoarius graeffei (lesser salmon catfish) is the source of this 1135-nucleotide messenger RNA. RefSeq lists its product as uncharacterized. Lineage: Eukaryota; Metazoa; Chordata; Actinopteri; Siluriformes; Ariidae. The transcript has 6 exons. The coding region runs from base 128 to 1135 and encodes 335 amino acids. The record is from RefSeq and is a predicted model, not a curated record.